AUGGGACGAACUUCAAAAUUCUCAUUUCCCAUUCCUGGGCGCAAGCGUAGUUCAAGUAAAGAACAAGCAUAUCAAGUACCUCCACCACCAUCCAAGAUAUCUUCAGGGAACUUAUCAAAAGCCGAACAAAUUCUGGGAACGGGUACUAUCGAAUCGGGGGAUUGGAGGAGACCUGGAUCUAGAUCGAGUCGAAUUAGCAUUUCUAUAUCAGAAUCAACACAUUCGACGGUUCAGGAUGGUAAUGAUUAUGAUCAAUGGGAUGGGGAAUCGGGCGUUUUUCCUAGGCAAACGAAUUUGAGAGGACAGGCUUCAUCUAAUGCAUUGGGUCAGCGUUUUGGAGAAGAUAUGGCUACGGAAACUUCUAGUACAACACAUCGAUUGAGAAAUGAAAAUUCUACAUCUACCUUGAAAUCAUAUUAUGAUCGACAAAAGUUACCGGCUGCGAUAUCACAACAAACUUCUGCAUCAUCUGCACGAGAUAUGGCUCUUCGAAAAGGACUUGCACCAGUUGUGAGUAGGAGUCCACUCUUACAAGUCGAUUCCGUGGAUCCUUGGGACCAAGCUGGUCAAAGUCUAUCGAGUAUGAAUGAUAAUCAUUUGGGAUCACCGGAACGAAAGAAGUCAGUGAGGGCGGGUAUAUCUUCGUUGUUUCAUAGGUCAGAAAGAAGACCUUCGGCAGCAUCACAAAAUUCCUACGACUCUUCCAAGCAAAGUACCUCACUUCGAAAUAGACUUGUCAAAGCAGCUUCGAAAGAAUCAUUACAUCCACAAAGGCAGCAUAUUCUGUCAACAAAGUCCAGGGACCAAAGGGAACAGAAACAAAAUUAUGCUAAUCCCGACGACUCACAUGAUUACUAUGAACAAUCAACAAGAAAUGCUCACAUGAAGGCGAUACCAGAAUCGAACGUCCCGGAAAUCUUUAAUCUAUUCCCUAGCACGUCAGAGAAUAGUAAUAGUCGUCAACCUGGAUCGCUAAAUUCAGAGAAACGGGAAGGACAUCGAAGACUGGAAGAUUUACAUUCUAGCUCUGGAGAAAAGGAAGCAUUUUCGUGGAAAAACGUACGUUCAAAUAAGAAUGGAAAUUUCCGCAAUAGUAUGAUCUCUCAAAGCACAGGUCAUUCCAGUUUGGGUAUAUCCAGUACCGGAAGCAUAUCCAGUCAUAACACCAAAACGUCAAGGCAAACCGGGGGAAGUGUUUUCUCGAGUGCGGAUCUACAACAAAGCAGUGUAUUAUCAUUAUCCUCUGAUUCGGAAGACGAUUUAUCUGACACUGAACCAUCGAAAUCUCGUGAUAAUAUAUCCAUUGGAAAAGCUCCUUCACAUGCCGAGAGCGAAAUAAUUCCUCCUGCACUCCAAAAUCGUCUAAGUACUACGAAAAAUCUUUCAAGAAGACCAUCAGCAAUGAAAACCUCAUCAUCCACAAGGAAGUCAAGUGAACAAUCAAAGGCAUUUUUGACAAUUCCGGAACCGAAUGGAGGAUUAUCAAAAUGGCCAAUGCCACCAAGUAUCACAAGGCAAGAUUCUAUGAAUUCACAAGAGUCUGGGCCAACUUCAUCUCUCAAGCCCAAGAAAUAUAUCCCACAACAACAACAGCAACCAACACCGCCAUUAUCUCCCAAAGAAAUUGAUGCCGAAACGGAUUCUAUUCAUACAACAUCUAGUGGUCGCAUGAUGCAAGUUACUCAACAAGAAGAAGCACUUCUUGAAGCGCUACGUCAAAAGAGAGCACGCAUGAGAGAAAAGAUUAUUGAAGAACAUCAAGCGGAAGGUGGAGUAAGUAAAUCACCGCCGAGGUCGACGGGGAAUCGAGCUUCAUCAAGAUUCUCCAAAGCGAGUACGGCGAGUACGAUUAGACCGGGAACGGAAAAGGUGCCAUUGAUUCUUGAUGCGCCGAUUAUGAAGGGGAAGGGAAUGGGAUUCGGAGGUAGAUAUGGGAUAGGAAUCGAAUAUGGACAACCGAGUCCAGAUUUGAGUGAUUUUUUGAGUAUGGGAAGUGAGGAAUUUGAAGAUGAUGAGACGCCGACGAAUAGUCGAGGGGUUUCGAGGAAUGAGGUUAGGGGAAAUGGAAAUGGAAUUGGGAGUGCGAUUGAUGUACCGCAAUUGAAGAGACCGGGUACGCCACCACAACAUGAUCCGAGAUUUGCAUCUUUGGUGGUGGAGAAGGGGAGUAGAAAUGAGGAUCAGAUGAAGAGAAAUCCGAGCAUGGGGAAAGUGAGAUUUGUGGGGUGA
Molecule: messenger RNA, 2229 nt
Organism: Botrytis fragariae
Lineage: Eukaryota; Fungi; Ascomycota; Leotiomycetes; Helotiales; Sclerotiniaceae
Exons: 1
Coding region: 1-2229 (742 amino acids)
Source: RefSeq, a predicted model, not a curated record